CACGAGCGCGCGCGAGAAUUCCGGAGCUUCUCCGCUGAGCGAGCAGUGUCUGGUUUUCCCGGAUCCUUACCGGGAUGUGCGCUGUGGUCAGCCAGCUCAAGACCGUCAGGCUGCGGGCCUUGCGCAGCGCACAGAAGUUCGGCGUGGCGGGCCGGAGCUGCCAGGAGCUGCUGCGCAAGGGCUGCCUGCGCUUUCAGCUCCCCGUGCAGGGCUCUCGGCUGUGCCUGUACGAGGAUGGCACCGAGGUGACUGAAGACUACUUUCCGGGCAUCCCCGAUGACGCCGAGCUCGUGCUGCUCACCGAGGGCCAGACAUGGCAGGGCUGUAAGUGGCAGCUUCACUGGACUGAAUGCAUUUCUGUUUGUUCCCUGCUGGUGGCAGAUGUGAGUGACCUCAGUCGCUUCCUCAGCAUGUUUCACAAGGCGCAGGCUGGGGUCAUUGAAGCUGCACGGCAGCUGCUUUCUGGCGAGAGGGCCCCCCUGAGGCAGAAGCUGCUGGCCGACCUCCUGCACACUGUCAGCCAGAACAUCGAGGCUGAGACCCGAGCCCAGGACCCGCCCUGGUUUGAAGGCUUGGAGUCCCGAUUCAGAAGCAAGUCGGGCUACCUACGAUACAGCUGCGAGAGCCGGAUCCGGAGUUACCUGAGAGAGGUGAGCUCCUGUUCCCGAGUGCUGGGCGCAGAAGCKCGUGAGGAGUACUUACGGAUCCUUGGUGCCAUGUGCCAGAGGCUCAGGUCUGCGCAGUACAAUGGCAGCUACUUUGACCGAGGAGCUGAGGCCGGCAGCCGUCUCUGCACGCGGGAAGGCUGGUUCUCCUGCCAGGGCCCCUUUGACCUGGACAGCUGUGCGUCAAAGCACUCCAUCAACCCCUACAGCAACAGGGAGAGCCGGGUCCUCUUCAGCACCUGGAACCUGGAUCACAUAAUAGAGAAGAAGCGCACCAUCGUGCCCACACUGGCUGAGGCCAUCCAGGAACAGGGCGGGAGAGAGGUGGACUGGGAAUACUUCUACAGCCUGCUCUUCACCUCAGAGAACCUCAAGCUGGUGCACAUCGCCUGCCACAAGAAGACCACCCACAAGCUCGAGUGCGACCCUGGUAGGAUCUACAGAUCCCAGAAGAGGCCAAAGAGGCGGCGGCCUGCUCGAAAGUGCCGGUGACCCGGGUGCCGAGUCCUUUACCCUCCACAAGGCCCAACUGUGCCUAACAGUAACAGGUGCGAUUUUGUAUUUUGUCCUCACUCCAGUGGUUCCUGGAAGAAAACUUCUUCAAACCUGAUUUCAGUACAGUUCAGAGUCUGUUUCCUCUGCCAGAGGACAUCUUUUGGGUGCUUGCUGGGCGCUUGUGUCAGGGAGUCAUGCUGAGCUCUGGCCUUUGGCACUGAUCCGCAAGCACUGCAUGUGCUCCUGUGGCAGUCUCCACGCUCAUAAGGCCCCACAGCUGAGCCUGGCUGCUUCUGUGCCUCAGUUUUGUGCUGGUCUCCAUUUAAAUGGCAGUUCCAUCUCUGGAUCCUUUUAAAAGCCCCAGAGAGAGAUGUGUUGCUUCUGGGGUAAAAGUCUGUGCUCCAUGGAGAACUGCAGGGUUACUGCUGYGAAUUAUUUAAAACUUUCCAAAUGUCUCAGUGGGGAAUAGCUGAGUGGCAUUAUGUUGGACCUUGCAAGCUUGCUUUUUUUUUAGGUAAAAAAUGGUUGGAUGUCAUUAAUUUCAUGAUUUGACCUAAUGCAUGUACAUAGUGCAAAACUGUAAUAGCUUUAAGUGUUUGUAAGUGUUCAUGUGUAGAAAUGGGAAGCUGUUGAGUGCACAGGGGGCUGGCUAUGCAGAGUAUGACCUAUUGGUUUUUUUUUUUUAUAUGUAUUUUUUUGUUGUAAGUGGACA
Messenger RNA from Urocitellus parryii (Arctic ground squirrel), 1872 nucleotides. It is a transcript of the gene Dffb, whose product is annotated as DNA fragmentation factor subunit beta. Gene Ontology annotation, biological process: apoptotic DNA fragmentation; apoptotic process. Gene Ontology annotation, molecular function: DNA endonuclease activity. The record is from RefSeq and is a predicted model, not a curated record. Gene Ontology annotation, cellular component: cytoplasm; nucleus. Lineage: Eukaryota; Metazoa; Chordata; Mammalia; Rodentia; Sciuridae.